Messenger RNA from Limanda limanda (common dab), 1122 nucleotides. It is a transcript of the gene kcnj1a.1, whose product is annotated as potassium inwardly rectifying channel subfamily J member 1a, tandem duplicate 1. Gene Ontology annotation, cellular component: plasma membrane. NCBI's taxonomy places the organism in Eukaryota, Metazoa, Chordata, Actinopteri, Pleuronectiformes, Pleuronectidae. The coding region runs from base 1 to 1122 and encodes 373 amino acids. Gene Ontology annotation, biological process: potassium ion import across plasma membrane; regulation of monoatomic ion transmembrane transport. The record is from RefSeq and is a predicted model, not a curated record. The transcript has a single exon. Gene Ontology annotation, molecular function: ATP-activated inward rectifier potassium channel activity.
AUGUUUGAAACCUUGAACAAACGUAUCCAGGAAACUCUAGUGGAGCGAAAGAGCCGCAGGAACAGACUAGUGACCAAAGAUGGUCGCUGCAACAUUGAAUAUGGAAACAUCAAGAACAUCAGACACUUUGGCUUCCUGGCUGACUUCUGGAUCACGUUUGUGGAAAUCCGUUGGCGUUUUGUUCUCUUCUUCUUCAUUGCCUCUUUCACCCUCAGCUGGUUCAUCUUCGGCCUGCUGUGGUACUGGAUUGCCCGCAACAAUGGAGACCUGACGUGGCAAAACCCCCCAGCGAACCACAUUCCAUGUGUUGACAAUGUUUUAGGUCUCUGCACAGCGUUCCUCUAUUCCCUAGAAACCCAGACAACUAUCGGGUAUGGUGGACGUGCACUCACCCCUCUCUGUCCCGGUGCUGUGGCACUUCUCAUCAUCCAGUCCCUCUGUGGAGCCAUUAUCAACUGCUUCAUGUGUGGAAUCAUCCUGUCCAAAAUCUCUUCGCCUAAAAAGAGAGCAAAGACCAUCACCUUCAGUGACAUGGCUGUUAUCGGCCCCAGAAAGGGGGCUCUCUGCCUCUCAAUCAGAGUGGCCAACCUGCGCAAGACCCUGAUGAUAGGAAGCCAGAUCUACGGCAAGCUGCUGAGAACGACAUACACACCAGACGGGGAGACGAUCAUCAUGGACCAAGUGGACAUCAACUUCACGGUGGAUGCUGGGAAGGAUAACCUCUUCUUCGUAUGCCCCCUCACGCUCUACCACAUCAUUGACAAGAGCAGCCCUUUCUUCGAGAUGGCGGUGGACACACUCCACCAAAAAGAUUUUGAGCUGGUCGUCUUCCUCGACGGCACAGCUGAGUCCACCAGCUCCUCCUGCCAAGUGCGGACCUCGUUUAUUCCUCCGGAGAUCAUGUGGGGCUAUAACUUCUUGCCCAUCAUUUCCAGAAGCAAGGAGGGAAAGUACAGAGUCGAUUUCUCCAACUUCUCUAAAGUGGUGCCCAUAGCGACUGCACACUGUGCCUAUUGUUUCCACAAUAUCAAGGGUCAUCACCACCACUCCAGAGAUGGAUUUGACAACUUGGGCUUUGAGGCGAUUAAUAUCGAUGACCCCCCAAAUGUCACAAAGUUGUAA